CUAAAGAUCAGUUCACUCCUCCACCCGCCUCUUUUGGGACUGUGAGUCAAACCUUUUUGGUUCUCCAUAUACUUUCCUCACCGGAAAGCUCCGAUUUUGUGCCACCCCCAUUUCUUCUUUGUUUCUCUCUCGGGCCUCCCUCAAACCAAACUUCCAUCCAUGGCUUCCUCUUCUUCCUUGCACCUGUCUCAAGCCCUCUUGGCCCGAGCCAUUUCCCUUCACGCCUUCAACUCUUCUUCUGACCGCAUCUCUCUUUCCGGCGUCUCCUUGCCUUCCUUCUCUGGCCUCAAGUCACAUUCUUCCAGUUCUUCUUCCUCCAAGCCGGCUUCAGUUUCGCGUCGUCGUGGUGUUGGGUCCGGCAGUGUAGUUCGAGCUACGGCUGUUGAGACCUUGGAUAAGACCACUGAAGCGUUGGUUGAGAAAUCUAUUAAUACUAUUCGGUUCCUGUCCAUUGAUGCCGUCGAGAAGGCCAACUCGGGCCACCCGGGUCUACCCAUGGGUUGUGCUCCGAUGGGUCACAUUCUCUACGAUGAGUUGAUGAGGUAUAACCCGAAGAACCCGUACUGGUUCAACCGUGACCGGUUUAUUUUGUCUGCUGGCCAUGGCUGCAUGCUCCAGUAUGCUUUGCUCCACCUCGCUGGAUAUGAUAGCGUUAGGGAACAAGACUUGAAGGAAUUUCGCCAGUGGGGAAGCAGAACUCCUGGCCACCCGGAGAACUUUGAGACACCUGGAGUUGAAGUAACAACAGGUCCUCUUGGCCAGGGCAUUGCAAAUGCUGUGGGAUUGGCCCUUGCAGAGAAGCACUUGGCAGCCCGAUACAACAAACCUGAUAAUGAGAUUGUUGACCAUUACACGUAUGUGAUUCUGGGUGACGGUUGUCAAAUGGAGGGAAUUUCAAAUGAAGUUUGCUCACUUGCUGGGCACUGGGGCCUUGGAAAGCUCAUUGCACUCUAUGAUGACAACCACAUUUCCAUUGAUGGUGACACUGAGAUUGCAUUUACUGAGAAUGUUGAUAAGCGUUUUGAAGCACUUGGAUGGCAUGUUAUUUGGGUAAAGAAUGGAAAUACUGGCUAUGAUGAUAUCCGUGCUGCCAUUAAGGAAGCCAAAGCUGUCAAAGACAAGCCCACUUUAAUUAAGGUGACCACUACCAUUGGGUAUGGUUCUCCUAACAAGGCUAACAGCUACAGUGUGCACGGCAGUGCAUUGGGUGCCAAAGAAGUGGAUGCUACAAGGAAGAAUCUUGGGUGGCCUUAUGAGCCUUUCCAUGUGCCUGAAGAUGUUAAGCGCCAUUGGAGCCGCCACAUUCCCGAUGGUGCUGCACUUGAAGCUGAGUGGAAUGCUAAGUUUGCUGAAUAUGAGAAGAAAUACAAGGAGGAAGCUGCAGAGUUGAAGUCUAUUAUUACUGGUGAAUUACCUGCUGGUUGGGAGAAAGCACUUCCUACGUACACUCCUGAGAGUCCUGCUGAUGCUACCAGAAAUCUGUCCCAGCAGAACCUGAAUGCCCUUGCAAAGGUUCUUCCUGGUCUGCUUGGUGGCAGCGCAGAUCUUGCCUCUUCUAACAUGACCUUGCUGAAAAUGUUUGGAGAUUUUCAAAAGAAUACUCCUGAAGAACGCAAUAUUAGAUUUGGUGUCCGUGAGCAUGGGAUGGGAGCAAUUUGCAAUGGCAUUGCACUUCAUAGCCCUGGGCUGAUCCCAUAUUGUGCUACUUUCUUUGUCUUCACUGACUAUAUGAGAGCUCCGAUGAGAAUUUCUGCCCUGUGCGAAGCUGGUGUUAUUUAUAUUAUGACCCAUGAUUCAAUUGGACUCGGGGAGGAUGGGCCAACCCAUCAGCCGAUAGAGCACUUGGCAAGCUUCCGGGCAAUGCCAAAUAUUUUUAUGUUCCGUCCAGCUGACGGAAAUGAAACUGCUGGUGCAUACAAAGUUGCCGUACUCAACAAGAAAACACCCUCAGUUCUUGCCCUUUCUCGGCAAAAGCUUCCCCAACUUGCAGGAACAUCUAUUGAAGGAGUUGAGAAGGGUGGCUACAUCAUUUCCGAUAACUCAUCAGGUAACAAGCCCGAUGUCAUUUUGAUCGGAACUGGUUCCGAGUUGGAAAUUGCUGCCAAAGCUGCUGAUGAUUUGAGGAGCGAGGGGAAAGCAGUGAGAGUUGUUUCUCUUGUUUGCUGGGAACUUUAUGAGCAGCAGUCAGAUGCUUACAAGGAGAGUGUUCUCCCAGCUUCAGUAUCUGCACGAGUUAGCAUUGAGGCAGGAUCAACAUUUGGAUGGCACAAAAUUCUCGGAACCAAGGGAAAAGCAAUCGGGAUUGAUCGAUUCGGAGCAAGUGCUCCAGCGGGAAAACUUUACAAGGAGUUUGGCCUCACCAAGGAAGCCGUAAUUGCUGCAGCCAAGGAACUGUUGUAAGUUGUGAUAAUUCUUCCGUUGAAGUUGUGGAUUUGACUCCUACUGGUCUAGAAGAGGAGAGAGAUAUCACGAGAACAGUCUCUUUUGCUGCAAUAAGGAAAUAUUAGGUUGUGGUGUUGUAUGAUUCCUAGUGGGAGCAAAAUUAGAUCAAAAGGAGAGAGUUAAUAAUGAAGAAUCUGUAACAACUCUUGGCUUAAUGAGUUUUAUGUUGUGCUGUGGUUAAAUUCAGUGGUCAUGCUCAA
This is a messenger RNA of Neltuma alba, 2642 nucleotides long. Its product is annotated as transketolase, chloroplastic. Bases 160 to 2400 code for a protein of 746 amino acids. Gene Ontology annotation, biological process: pentose-phosphate shunt. The transcript has 7 exons. Gene Ontology annotation, cellular component: cytosol. Gene Ontology annotation, molecular function: transketolase activity. NCBI's taxonomy places the organism in Eukaryota, Viridiplantae, Streptophyta, Magnoliopsida, Fabales, Fabaceae. The record is from RefSeq and is a predicted model, not a curated record.